This is a messenger RNA of Indicator indicator, 5427 nucleotides long. RefSeq names its product laminin subunit beta 4 (gene LAMB4). Lineage: Eukaryota; Metazoa; Chordata; Aves; Piciformes; Indicatoridae. Gene Ontology annotation, molecular function: extracellular matrix structural constituent. Gene Ontology annotation, cellular component: laminin trimer. The record is from RefSeq and is a predicted model, not a curated record. Gene Ontology annotation, biological process: basement membrane assembly; cell migration; substrate adhesion-dependent cell spreading. The coding region runs from base 1 to 5427 and encodes 1808 amino acids. The transcript has 34 exons.
AUGAAGCUGGGCCUGGACAUCUUCUUACAUCUGAUGCUGAUCAGACUCCACCAUGCACAGGAUGACUGCGAUGCUGGGUCUUGCCACCCGGCUGUUGGGGACCUCCUCCUGGGUCGAAGCAAGCAAUUAACAGCCUCGUCAACCUGUGGAAUGACCAGUCCCCAGAAAUACUGCAUUAUAGGCUACCUAGAGGCUGAACAGAAGUGCUUUCUCUGUGAUUCCAGAUACCCAUAUAAUCCCUACACACAGCGUAACAGUCACAUGAUUGAAAAUGUUAUCACAAAUUUUCAGACUGAUAGGAAAAAGAAGUGGUGGCAAUCAGAAAAUGGCAUUGACCACGUCAGCAUUAGAUUGGAUCUAGAAACUUUAUUCCAGUUCAGCCACCUUAUCCUGACUUUUAAGACAUUUCGGCCUGCAGCAAUGCUGGUUGAGCGCUCCACUGACUUUGGGCAGACCUGGAAAGUGUUUAGAUAUUUUGCUCAGGACUGUGCAGCUUCUUUUCCCAACAUCUCAUCUGGGCCAGCCAAAAGUAUGGGAGACAUCAUUUGUGAUUCAAGAUACUCAGACAUUGAGCCCUCCACUGAAGGCGAGGUCGUUUUAAAAGCUUUGGAUCCCCACUUUGAAAUAGAAAAUCCCUAUGUGCCAUAUAUCCAAGAGCUCAUUACGAUGACAAACCUAAGGAUCAAUUUUACUAAACUCCACACCCUUGGGGAUGCUCUGCUUGGAAGAAGACACAGCGAUCCCCUGGAGAAGUACUAUUAUGCUGUCUAUGAGAUGGUUGUGAGGGGCAGCUGCUUUUGCAAUGGCCAUGCCAGCCAGUGUGAGCCUGUGCAGAAUCUGCGGGGAGAUGUUUUCCAUCAGUCUAGGAUGGUCCAUGGGAGAUGUGUCUGCCACCAUAACACUGAAGGUUUGUCUUGUGAAAGAUGUAAAGAUUUCUACAAUGAUGCUCCCUGGAGGGCAGCCGAAGGGACCCAAGAUAAUGCUUGCAAACGGUGUAACUGCAAUGGCCACUCUGGCAGAUGCCACUUUGACAUGGCCGUGUACCAGGCCAGUGGCGGGGUCAGUGGUGGUGUUUGUGAGGACUGUCAGGACAACACCACAGGGCAACACUGCGACCAGUGCAAGCAAUUCUUUUACCAGGAUCCCCUCAAAGUCAUCUCAGACCCUCAGGCAUGCCUUCCCUGCCGCUGUGACCCAGAAGGUACGUUGCACAACGGCAUAUGUGAAAGCCGCACAGACCCUGCGCUGGGAACGGUUGCGGGCCAGUGUCCUUGCAAGGAGAAUGUGGAGGGUGUCCGCUGUGACAAGUGCAGGGCAAACUACUACGGGCUGAGCAACAGUGACCCCCUGGGCUGUCAGCCCUGCAACUGUGACCCCUCCGGCACUUUGCCCUUCUCCAUCUGUGAUCCUGACACAGGAGAGUGCCUUUGCCAGCAGUUCACCACAGGGCGACGCUGUGAAAAAUGCAUUGUAGGAUACUGGGGUCUUGGCAACAGCUCGUAUGGCUGUUCUGCAUGUGACUGUGAUAUUGGUGGAUCUCAGAAUAACUUGUGCUCAUCAAAGGACGGUCAGUGCAAGUGUCUUCCCAACAUUGUAAGCCGCCAAUGUAACGAGCCAGCUGCAGGCUACUUCUUUUUGCCGCUGGAUUAUUAUAUUUAUGAAGCUGAGCAUGCAAAGAUCCUUUCUGGCUCUGCACCCUUGGUUAAGCCAAGCAUUCUUCCAAGGUGUGACAUCUACUUCCAGAACCAAGGUUAUGAAUUCAUGAUUGAAAAUGGAAAGAUUGUGUUAAACAGCAGCAAGAAACGAAGUGUAAGAAAAUCUGGACUGGAACAGGGUGCUAUACGAUUUGGACAGGACUCAGCUGUGAUGGUGGUUUUCAGGCAGCCAGGCCCUGGUCGAUCCAUCACAUGGACAGGACCUGGAUUUGCCCGAGUUCCCAGUGGAGCUGGGUUGAGAUUUGCCAUCAACAACAUUCCCUUUGCUAUGGACUUUGAUAUCAUGAUUCGUUAUGAACCUCAGUCAUUGGAAGACUGGCUAGCAAGUGUUGCUGUCCAGCCUGUUGGUAUUUUGUCAAGUCCACACUGCCAAAACAAAGGCCUUUCACAGGAGCCACAUGUGUUGCCUCUUCCAGCUACAAAGAGGAUUGCAUUUCUUCAAACUCCAGUCUGCUUGGAGCCAGGGACAGAAUAUUCUGUGGACAUUUAUUUCUCUCAGGCCUCAGCUUCUGACCCAGUAGCAGAAUUGUUCAUCUUGAUUGACUCACUUGGACUUAUUCCCAGAAUCAGCUCUGUGGAGAACUUGUGCAGUGAAAAGGAUUUAGAUGAGUACCAGAAGUAUCACUGUAUUGAAAUUGCAUCUGAAGUUGGACCUCACAUCCUGCCUGAAGUAUGUGCACGGCUCAUAGUGAGCAUGUCAGCCCGUAUUCACAAUGGUGCUGUUGCAUGUAAGUGCAAUCCCCAGGGGUCACUGAACGCCAGCUGCAGUAAACUGGGGGGCCAGUGUCAGUGCAAAGCCAAUGUUGUGGGACGCGGCUGUGACACUUGUUCUGCGGGCAGCUACGGCUUUGGCUCCCAUGGCUGCUAUGCAUGCGAGUGCCACCCCCAAGGCUCACUGAGCACACUGUGUGACCAGGUGACAGGGCAGUGCUCCUGCCGCUGGAAGGUGGGUGGUCAGCGCUGCAGCCGAUGUCUGGCUGGGUAUUUUGGAUUUCCCCACUGCCGUCCUUGCCUGUGCAAUGGCUAUGCAGAGCUUUGUGACCCGGUGACUGGAGGGUGUCUGAACUGCCAUGGGUUUACAACUGGAAGCCACUGUGAAAGGUGCAUGGACGGCUAUUAUGGAAACCCUCUGAACGGAGAACAUUGCCACCCAUGCAUGUGCCCUGGGGCACCUACAAGCAAUAGGUAUUUUGCACAUUCCUGUUACCAGGACUCACAGUCUGCACAGUUAGUCUGCAAUUGUCUCAAGGGAUAUUCAGGAAAUCAGUGUGAUGAGUGUCCUAGUGGGUUCUACAAAAACCCAGGUAGCCCCAGUCUUGAAUGUGCUCCAUGUCCUUGCAAUAACAACAUUGAUGUGACAGACCCAGAGUCCUGUAACAGGGUCACCGGGGAAUGCACCAAGUGUAUACACAACACCCAUGGAGCAAACUGCCAGUUCUGCAAACCAGGGUAUUUUGGCUCAGCCCUCCUUCAAAACUGUCAAAGGUGCAUGUGCAAUCUAGCAGGUGUUCACCCAGCUAUGUGUUCAGGGGGAGAAGCAGCCUGUCUAUGUGACCCAGCCACAGGAACUUGCCCUUGCCUGCCCAAUGUGGUGGGCAUGACCUGCGACCAGUGUGCCUCUGGCUACUGGAACCUAGCUAGUGGAAAAGGAUGUCAAAGCUGUGACUGUGAUGAAAAAAACUCCCUUAGCAACCAGUGCAACCAGCUUACAGGCCAGUGUCCAUGUAAGCUAGGUUACAGUGGAAGAUGUUGUGAUGAAUGUGAGGAAAAUUACUUUGGCAAUCCCCGGACACAAUGCAUUUUGUGCGAGUGUAACCCGGAGGGAACCAGCCAGCCCAAGUGUGACAAAGCCACUGGUGCAUGUAGCUGCCGUGCUGGUGUCACUGGCCGGUUAUGCAAUCAGUGCAGCCGUGGCUUUGAUAAAGACUUUCCCUCUUGCCAACAGUGCCAUCUUUGUUUUGAACAGUGGGACACUGAAAUUAUGGCCCUUGCUCAGACUGUGCAGGGGUUAAUGAGGUUUGCUGCAAAUCUCGAAGAUAAAGGAGGACAAAUGCCCAGCUGUGACUUGCGCUUCAAAGCCUUUGAAGAUGCCAUUUCUGAAACGGAAAGAAUUUUGAGGCAUCCUGUUCUUUCACUGGAGGCCCUCUCAGGCAUCAAGGAUUUUCAAGGCUACAUUCAACAAGAAGUUGCACAGAUGGGUGCCCUUCACAGUACACUCUAUGAGUUUCCUGACUUUAACAAGAACAUAGGAGACAUUGGGGAAGAAGCUGACCUAGUGUAUGAACUUCUACAACAGAAAAUGCAUCUGCAUCAGAGUUUUCGUUACUUGAACCUUAAAGAGGCCAUCAGCAACAUUAGGAAACACUUUGAAGUAUCAUUGCUGGCAGAACAGAAGACCAGUGAGACAACCCCUGUUGUAAGAUACUCGGAGUACACCAGGAACUGUACGCUCACUAUGUUGGGCCAUCAGGCCUUGAAAGCAAGCAAUGUGCUGGAACAGCUCAAGAUGAUCAGGAGGUCCAACAUCCAAAAUUGGAAUGAAAAGAUAUGUGGGGUGACAGGAGACCAGCCCUGUUUCAUGUCGGUCUGCAGGGGAGCUUUGUGCUGGGACAGGCACAGACUCAGGCAGUGUGGGGGCCCAAACUGCAGUGGAGUUCUUCCUCUCUCCACUGAUGUCUUCAGGAAAGCUGAGGAGACUGCUGCAUUGCUAAAUAACUUGACUACUCAGUUACAAGAACCUGAGAAUCAGUUGGAAAGCAUUAGAAAAACGGCAGAAGACAGCAAGUUGAAAGGUUCACAAUUUAAUGGGCAACUGGAGAGUGCUAAGAAUCACAUUGAACUUGACAAAGAGAUCACUAAGGAGUUCAUCCAAAAAGUGAAAGACUUCUUGUUAGGUGAGAGUGCACCUCCAGAAGACAUUGACAGGGUGGCAAGUUAUGUUCUGCAAAUAAGUCUUCCCCUGACUCUACAAGAGCUCAUGGCCAUCCUUGACAAAAUCAGGGGCAAUAUGAACCACUGUGAGAAGUGCACACCAAACGCAAAUAAGAGAAACAGAAAACAGGAGGAAGCUCGGACACUGCUGGUAGAGGCACAAGAAUCUGAUAAAGCAGCUAAAGCUCUUCUGCCAGUGGAUGAAAUUAAUAAUAAACUAAAAAAUAUUGUGAAGUCCCAAGGACACUCCAGAAACAAUGUCAUGAAGUUAAAUGAAGAAAUACAAGGCAUCAAAACACAAAUCUCACAGGCUGAGAAUCAAGUGAACAAGACAAAUGAUGAACUAAAUGACUUGUCAGCAAAACAGUCUGAGAUGGAAGAUGAUAUUUCCACACUGUGGGCAAAAGUGCAGAUGAACAAGAAUCAAGCCACAAAAGCAAGAGCAUGGGCAAAAGCAGCACACAAGCAAGCUGAGAAUACUGAUAACGAAUUUGCUGACAUUAAAAGAAAGUACACCAUUCUUCAAGAAAAGCUAAAAGCCCGAAGACCUCCAAAGGUAACACUAGAAAAAGUGAAGCAGCUGAAAGAAGAAGCAGAAAAACUGGUUAAAGAAACCGAAAAAAAAAUUAAAAGAAUAACAGAUUUGGAGAAGAAGCUUCAGGACCUGAAUCAAACCAAACAAAACAAGGCAGAGCAACUGAAACGACUAGAGGAACAAGUAAUAGCCAUUAAAAAUGAAAUUAUGGAGCAGGAAAGCAAGUAUGCAACAUGCAAAAGUUAG